ACGGAUAACUGGAAGCACGAGGUAAGGUAUCGCAACACUGGCGGGAAAAACCAGGAGUUCGUUGCCUUUGUGGACGAUCCUGACAAUUCGAAUAUAACCAACAACAAUUUGCACAUAUCAAUUACCAAAGAUGAGAGAAAUAUGAUUCUUCUGGGCUGCACCAGCAAAAAGGAAGGCAUAGCGAAAAGAAAGGAGUGUGGAAGGAGCUCGAGAAGAUCGAAACGGGAGCCUUGGGUCUCCAAGACCUUCAGAUCCGCCAAUAUGCACACGAACUUUACCUUCAAAUAUGGGCGAGUUGAGAUCAGAGCUAAAAUGCCUAAGGGCGAUUGGUUAUUUCCAAACAUUCUUCUGGUGCCGAAUAUUGAUAAGUCUGAUGAUGAUUUUGUCGAUCAUAUCCGCUUGUACGCCAGGGGCAAUUCAGUUCUGCAGGACAAGUACCAAUCUUCCCUCGACGGGAGUUCUUUGUUUGGAGGGAUUGUGGUUUGGAACAAAACAGAAACCGAUCCGAAUCCAAGUGAGCAUUUCGUAACCAGGAACGAAGAAUAUUUUUAUGGGGACGAUUUUCACGACUACACUAUUAUCUGGCAGACUGAUAAAAUUAUCUUUAAGUUUAAUGGCGAGUUCUUUGGAGCAAUACACAAUGCGACUCUUCUUGAACCAUUCAAUAAACAUGAGUGCCAUCUAGUGCUGGGCCUAACCGCCGGCGGAAAUGUAAAUUUUAAUGACGAAAUUCUGGAUAUGAAACACAAGCCCUUUUCAAACACCCAUCCCAAAGCGGACAAACAAUUCGAGGAAUUGUCUAGGAAUCGGAAGUGGACACCACUGGUGGUCGACCAUAUCCGGGUUUACGCCAUUGACAAGGAUGGAAAUUAACAAAAUCAUAUUUUCUUUAAAGUUACAAAUGAUGAUAUAAAGGCUUGCUUUCGUAUUAUUACCUUAAAUUAAGCCACUAAUAUCAUUAUCUUAUUCCCAAAUAGCAUCAGGGAAGUCUCUGUUUGAAUCACCCUACCUUCAGUUAUAUCACCUACUUAAAUCUUCUAGUAACUGCUUCUAUUUUAUGCAAAUGGUCACUAGUGGU
This is a messenger RNA of Drosophila erecta, 1078 nucleotides long. Its product is annotated as gram-negative bacteria-binding protein 2. Gene Ontology annotation, biological process: carbohydrate metabolic process. Lineage: Eukaryota; Metazoa; Arthropoda; Insecta; Diptera; Drosophilidae. The record is from RefSeq and is a predicted model, not a curated record. Gene Ontology annotation, molecular function: hydrolase activity, hydrolyzing O-glycosyl compounds. The coding region runs from base 142 to 873 and encodes 243 amino acids. The transcript has 3 exons.